AUGUCGCUGACCGAGGAACAGCUCAAGGUGAUCGCGGAUUAUCCACUUGAUGACUCGCUUUCCCGUUUUUCGGACAAGUUGUGUCAUUUAGAUGGAUCUAAAGACACUUGGCGCAGCGAUAUCGCCACUGUCCUGUCCAUUUUGGUUGGAUCCUCUGCAGCAUUCAACCUCCAUUUGUCAGAUGGAAAUAGCAAUGUGGCAGGUAGGCUGAUUCCCAUACCGCAAAAAGUCCGAGGAGGCUCACUCGAGUACGACCAUUUCCGCCCACUUGCCAACGCCGUCGCCACUGACUCUCCCGACACCGACAUCUGGACCGCGAUCAUCAAUCUCAUAGACGCUGUCAACCCGUCCACACCUCCGCCAACGAGCAUUAUUCCCACGGGUCGUGGAACGCCAGUCAAAACAAGCUCCAGCCGGCUCGAAGACAGCGAGACGCGCGAGAUCGUUGAGCGCGAGCUGUUUUACGAAAUCAGGGACUGCACCCAUAGGGGAGUGCCCCGUUUUUUCGAAAAGCACUUCGAUAAAGCAAACUGGACCAAGUCUCAGGAAAAUUCACUCAAGUUGAUGCUCACAGAUCACGACGGAACACAAUGGAAGGACUUCCCGGCUGACCCUUUGGAAACACCUGUGUGGAACUGGCUUCGGGGGCUAGAGAAGAAAGCCUUGGCCGGGGCGCAAUAUAUUCUGUAUACCAACAAAAGCGCGACUGAGUUCAAAGAGCGGAAGGGCCAGAUGGACAUCUUCUUCCAGAGGCCGAAACGAACGGAAGGCCGAUUUGAGUACAAACACGUCCUAGUCGCUGGGGAGCACAAACGGUCCUAUGCCACUACGGACUUCAAAGCAUGCAUGUUGCAAAUAACGCGACAUGUUCGAAGCAUCUUUGCGGACCAACCAAUGCGCCGUUUUGUGCACGCGUUCACCAUCAGGGCUACGACAAUGGAGCUGUGGAUUUACGAUCGCUCUGGCGCGUAUAGCUCGGGCGAGUUCAACAUUCAUCACGAGCCGGAGAAGCUGGCGCGUGCUCUUGUUGCAUAUGCCACUAUGGACGACGCUGCGAUGGGUUUGGAUAUGUCUAUCGAGUGGAAAAACAGCCAUCGCUACAUCACAGUGGAAGAUGGUAAUGGUUAUGACAAACGUGUGGAACUGAACGGGUUGCUCGUCAGGCAACGGGCCGUGGUAUGCAGGGGAACAGCCUGUUUCUUGACGAGGCAGGGUGUGGCUAAGUUUUCCUGGCGUUCAGAUAAGCGCCAACCGCCCGAAGUGGAGCAUCUGAAGCUGGCACAGGAGAAGGGUGUGGAAGGCGUUGCUACACUGGUAGGGCAUCGCGAGAUUACCAGCAUUGCUGCACUGCGAGCAGGCCUGGUCUUUUCCAGCUACACACGGCAUGCCUUUCGAGCGACAGCCCACGAACGAUCAGGCGGGUACAAUCGCCUGCAGGGCUCGGAGAGCAGCGGCUCCAGCCGAAAACGCAAGUCCUCAGACAAUCCGCGUCCUCGCACGACGCGGCAGUCCAACAGUCAAAAGUCUACACCGAGGCAAGCGUACGAUCAAUCGAGCGGAGACGAAGCGAGCGGCGAAGCGAAGUCGAGCAUAUACACCCCAAACCGAGAGGACCCAUACGAGAAUCGCAUUUUAUCCUGCCUUGUCAUUUCCCCUGCGGGACGUGUCCUCAGCGACUUCAGCACCAUCCGAGAGCUGCUCGAAGCACUCCAUGACGCCAUCAGAGCGCACCGAUCCCUUUACCUAAAGGGUGGGAUACUACAUCGCGAUAUUUCGUCGAACAACAUCAUCAUACCAAGUCCCGGGAAGGCCGAUGGUUUCAAAGGAAUGCUCAUCGACCUUGAUCUUGCCAAGAAACGAGAUAGCGGUCCUAGCGGUGCACGCCAUCGGACAGGUACGAUGCAGUUCAUGGCAAUUGAGGUGCUCCGCGGCCUAGACCACACCUAUCGCCAUGACUUGGAAUCCUUUUUCUACGUUCUUCUAUGGAUGUGCGCACGCUGCGCAUGGGAUGAAAUGAAACGUUUCUGUGGAGAGGGCGAAACAGCGCCAGAAGAAAGCCUUUUGCGCAAAUGGGAGAUCGGGCGCUUCAAGGAUAUUGCCGACGCCAAGGAAGGCCAUAUGACGGUGAACAGCCUCGAGCGCAUUAUGAACGAGUUUCCGGUGUCAUUGAAUAUCGCAAAACCACUGUGUUUGCGCAUUCGGUCCAUAUUAUUUGGAGAUACAGCAAGACUGAUGUUUGGAACACCAGAUGGAGAUCCGGGACGGCUUUAUGACCGUAUCAUUGCCGCAUUCGGCGAGACUAUCGAUGACUGCUAG
Molecule: messenger RNA, 2316 nt
Organism: Cordyceps fumosorosea ARSEF 2679
Lineage: Eukaryota; Fungi; Ascomycota; Sordariomycetes; Hypocreales; Cordycipitaceae
Product: serine/threonine-protein kinase Sgk2
Exons: 1
Coding region: 1-2316 (771 amino acids)
Biological process (GO): protein phosphorylation
Molecular function (GO): protein kinase activity
Source: RefSeq, a predicted model, not a curated record